CGCUCAUCUUCUUCUGACUCGAUUGGCACAAGGUUGGUACAGGGUUAUAAGGCCGACUCUUUCCUCGAUUCUCCCCGACCCCCCAGCCAUCCCUUCACCACCAUGACGGACGCCAUCAAUGCUACCUUCAAGGCCAAGGCCGCCAAGAACGAGGCCGUCUUCGUCACCUUCCUCACCGCCGGUUACCCCACCAUCGCCGACACGGUCCCGCUGCUGCUCGGCCUCGAACAAGGCGGCGCUGACAUCAUCGAGCUCGGUGUGCCCUUCAGCGAUCCUCAGGCCGAUGGACCUGCGAUCCAAAAGAGCAACGAAGUGGCCCUCGAGCAGGGUGUCGACUUCAAGAUGUGCCUCGACUACGUCCGCCAGGCCAGGAGCCAAGGGCUCAAGGUACCCGUCCUUUUCAUGGGCUACUACAACCCCAUCCUGGCGCAUGGCGAGACAAAGACGGUGAGCGAUGCGAGAGAGGCUGGUGCCAAUGGCUUCAUCGUCGUCGAUCUGCCGCCUGAAGAAGCCGUCGACUUCCGUGACGAAUGCACGAGCAAGGGCAUGUCGUACAUCCCCCUCAUCGCCCCAUCGACGACGGAGAAGCGCAUCAAGCACCUGUCCUCGCUCGCCGACUCGUUCAUCUACGUCGUCUCCAAGAUGGGCACCACGGGUGUCUCGAACAAGGUCUCCACCUCGCUCCCGGACCUCCUCGCCCGUAUUCGCCGAGUCACCAGGGCACCCCUGGCUGUCGGCUUCGGCGUCGCCACGCGCGACCACUUUGUCGAGGUGGGCGAGCAUGCAGACGGUGUCGUCAUCGGCAGCCGUCUCGUUGCCGUCAUCAAGGAUGCGGAUGCGACGACAGAGGCGCGGGUCAAGGCGGCGCGGGACUACUGCGAUGAGAUCACAAACAAGACAAAGGGGGGCAUUCAAAGGAAGCAGCCUCUGCAGCACUCGAGUGAUGCCUCGGCUGCCUCGUCUUCCUCUGCCUCCGCCUCGUCAUCCGCUGCGCCGAACGGAUCCAUGUCAAUCAAGGAGCUGCAAGACAAGCCCGACUCGGUUGCCAUGCCAAAGGUCGACGCCGUCGUUACUGACGAGAACCGCAAGUCGGUGCCGGGCCUCGAUGCCACCGUCGAUGCAAACGGCGUUCUGAGACCGCCACGGUUCGGCAAGUUUGGUGGCCAGUAUGUGCCCGAAGCGCUGUACGACUGCCACGUCGAGCUGGAGCGCGCCUACCUCGAGGCCCUCAACGACCCCAGCUUCUGGAAGGAGUUUGAGUCGCACUACGAGUACAUUGGCCGUCCCUCGGAGCUGUACCUGGCUGAGCGGCUGACGGAGAAGGCGGGAGGCGCACGAAUCUGGCUCAAGCGAGAGGACCUCAACCACACUGGCUCGCACAAGAUCAACAAUGCCGUCGGUCAGAUUCUCCUCGCCAAGCGGCUGGGCAAGACGAGGAUUAUUGCCGAGACGGGUGCCGGACAGCACGGCGUGGCGACGGCCACCGUCUGCGCGCGCUUCGGUCUCGAGUGCGUCAUCUACAUGGGUGCCGAGGACGUGCGCCGGCAGUCGCUCAACGCCUUCCGGAUAAAGAUGCUUGGUGCCAAGGUCGUCGCCGUCGAGAGCGGCAGCAAGACGCUCAAGGACGCCAUCAACGAGGCCAACCGCGACUGGGUGACGAACCUGCACAAUACCCACUACCUCAUCGGCUCUGCCCUGGGCCCGCACCCGUUCCCUUCGCUCGUCCGCGACUUCCAAAGCAUCAUUGGCAAGGAGGUCAGGAAGCAGCUCCAGGACAAGAAGGGCAAGCUGCCCGAUGCCGUGGUGGCAUGCGUCGGUGGAGGAAGCAACGCCAUUGGCAUCUUUCACGAGUUCAUCCCCCACCCCAGCGUCAAGCUCGUCGGCGUCGAGGCUGGCGGCGAUGGCGACACACGGCACAGCGCGACGCUCUCAAAGGGCACGCCCGGUGUCCUGCACGGUGUGCGAACCUAUCUGCUGCAGUCGGCCGACGGCCAGAUCAACGAGACGCACAGCAUCUCGGCCGGCCUCGACUACCCCGGCGUGGGGCCUGAGCACGCCUACCUCAAGGACAGCGGACGGGCAGAGUACCUGUCGGCCACCGACGAAGAGGCCCUGCGCGGCUUCAAGAUCUGCACCGAGCUCGAGGGCAUCAUCCCCGCCCUCGAGACGAGCCACGCCAUCUGGGGCGGCAUCCAGCUGGCAAAGACGAUGGGAAAGGACCAGGAUGUGGUCAUCAGCUGCUCUGGAAGGGGCGACAAGGACGUCGAGCAGAUCAGCGUCGCCAUCAAGGAGGGCGGCUGGGGCAAGCGGUUGGACUGGGAGAUUGCCUAGAUGAUGGAUGAUGGAUGAUGAGAGUAUGUGUACAGCAUUCGUAUGUAUGAAGAUAAGAGAGAGCCCUUUUUUCGGUGCUUGCAAUUCAUCAACGCGAGGU
Messenger RNA from Acaromyces ingoldii, 2431 nucleotides. RefSeq names its product tryptophan synthase. NCBI's taxonomy places the organism in Eukaryota, Fungi, Basidiomycota, Exobasidiomycetes, Exobasidiales, Cryptobasidiaceae. Gene Ontology annotation, cellular component: cytoplasm. Gene Ontology annotation, molecular function: tryptophan synthase activity. The record is from RefSeq and is a predicted model, not a curated record. Gene Ontology annotation, biological process: L-tryptophan biosynthetic process. Bases 103 to 2331 code for a protein of 742 amino acids. The transcript has 3 exons.